UUUGUGCGUUGUGGAGGGAGAGAGAGAGAGAGACGCGAAUAAAAAAAAAAAUCCCCACAGCGAGCAACAUCACCUGCGGAGAGACACGCCAGCUUCUUACGCUGGAUUCCUCCCGUGGCGUUGGGAACAGACAUCAUCCACGUUGCUGUGUGGUUUGUUUGUUGUUGUUUUUUUACGAGAGGCGUUAUCAGGAAGGAAAUCUUUAAGUGUCUCUCGGUGUAUUGUCACAGGAGAAGGGGCACCCAAAUCUGUCCCUCUUGAGGACGGGACCUUUGAAGCUCAAAGCAACAACAAUGGACUACGCUUCCACAGGGAACUCACUCUUGGAGCCGUGCUGUACACACACAUGGGAUUGUAGCGUUUCAAACCCAGACGACAUUUGUCUGUUGAGUUGUUAAACUGUGUUUCCGUGUCGGGGGUCGUCAGUCGGAGCCCGUGAUGCCCGCGAGGAACAGGUACAACCUGGUGGACGAUGUGGCGGACUCGAGGGUGCCGCUCCAUAAUGAAGAGGCUUAUCAGCAUGGGAUUCAUUUCCAAGCCAAGUACGUGGGGAGUCUUGACGUUCCCAGGCCCAACAGUCGGAUGGAGAUCGUGGCAGCCAUGAGAAGAAUCAGGUAUGAAUUCAAGGCCAAGAACAUCAAGAAGAAGAAGGUUAGCAUUGUGGUGUCUGUGGACGGGGUCAAGGUGAUGCUGAGGAAGAAACAGAAGAGAAAAGAAUGGACAUGGAAUGAGAGCAAGAUGAUGAUCAUGCAAGAUCCCAUAUACAGGAUUUUCUACGUGUCUCACGACUCUCAGGACUUAAAGAUCUUCAGCUACAUUGCAAGAGAUGGUUCCAGUAAUUCCUUCAGAUGUAAUGUCUUCAAGUCAAAGAAGAAGACGCAGGCCAUGCGUAUUGUGCGGACAGUAGGUCAGGCCUUUGAAGUGUGCCAUAAGCUCAGUCUGCAGCAUGCUGAGCAGGAUGCAGACGGACAGGCGGAUGGAGAGAGUGACAAGUCCACAGAGGAGCCCAGCAGUCAUGAUCGUAAACUAACAGGGGCAGAGCGAGGGGAGGAAGAGGAGGACAGCAAACAUGGAGGAAGGCGAGGAGGAGAGGGUCCUUCAGCUGGCACUUCACUGUGUGAAAAGGCAGUCAAUGAAAUUCUGCAGAGUCUGGCUGAACUGAACGUGGUCAAACCUGGACAGACCAUCAUAGACUUUGAUCGAAGGUCCCUCUUCACUGUGACAUCCCAAGGCAUUACUCCCAGCAGCCCUUGCUCCCGAUCUCUCACUCCGCUGGCAUCACAGCACUACCUGCAGCUUCUUCAGCAGCAGCUACAGCAACAGCAGCAGCACACACAGGUGGCUGUCGCACAGGUGCAGCUGUUGAAGGAUCAGAUGGCAGCGGAGACUGCUGCUCGUAUGGAGGCCCAGGCCCGUGUCCACCAGCUGCUGCUGCAGAACAGGGACUUGCUGCAGCACCUGGCCCUGCUCGUGCAGCAGCUGAAAGAGCUGGAGGCCCGCUCCCCAAAAACAAUACAGCCAGGGCAGCCACAACAGGAGCCUCAAGCUAAUGGACACAAUGGUCCACAGUCAUGCAGCUCAGUUUCUACAGCAGCAAAGUCUCUGUCUCUGAAUCUGAAGAAACACUACAGCCAGACCCUGGACCAGCUCAUCACCUCCACACCUGCAUGGCCACUCCAAACCUCCCCCCUCUCCCCCACCCAAGUGGACUGCGCUGAGUCCUACCUGAACCUGCUCAACCUGGAGAACAGCACCAAACCAGAUGCAGCUGUCAAUGGAGACCCGGACUCCUUUAUCAGGGCCAAUGGGACAGCAGAUAACAAGGAGAGCCCAUGCAAUGAGAUCGUCCCAUUCACGUUGAGGAACUCUGCCAACAUGGAUGAAAAGUGUAAACAGAUGAUCCCCAAACUUGACCCCCCUCCACCCUCCAUGAACCGCAAGCGGGCCAGCAGGACCUUGUCUCCGGGGUCAGAGGUCACAGCUGUGUCCACGCCUGUAGAGGUCACUGCGAAUGAUGCGGCCCCCAGCCACAGCGGCAGCCUCUCAUUCCCAGACAUCACCCCCAGCUCCUUGUCAUCCGCUGAUUUCCACUCCCUCAGCAACGGCGAGAGCAGCUCAUGUUCGGCCAGUGAAGACUCGGGCGUCCGUUCCGAGACCAAGUCCCUGCUGUCACCGCCGCGUGAUGACGAUGACCUGUUCGGAGACCACGGGACAUUUUUAACAGCCUCGAGCAGCUGUGACAGUCCCCUGGAGGAGAGAUGUGAAGCGGUUCUCUCUUCCUCUGAGUCGUAUCCUUCUGAGCCCCCCACCCUCGUCUCACAUUCGGACAACUAUGAGCACUCACUGCCCUUGUCCUCUCCUAUGAAUGAUACCUGCCUUCACAUCAGUUUCUCUGAGGAUGAGCUGCUGGAGAGUAACCAGGAAGACCCUAAUGUCCCACAGCGGAGUUAGGAGGAUGAGCUGAUGGGCCCCUGGAGACCUUUCACAAUAUCAGCUUUUAAUGCAAUACUUACUGUCAGACCCUCCUAUGUUUGCACUGGGCUCCAUUUCAGGACCUUUAAUUAUUCCGUCCACUUGUGACACAGUACAGACAUAGCAUAUACCAGUUACUGAAAAAUAAUCUGUCAUAUAAAUUAUUAGCCAGUGGACAGAUUUAGUAUUUUUGUAAUGAAAUUAAUGAUCUAAUUUACUUUUUAGUGAAUAGAACGUUAAGCAGAAUACAUGUAGCAAUUCUUGCACUGUUAAGGUCAGACAUAAUUUACCGUAGAAGUCAAAGCCAAUGAGGGAACACAUUUUAUUUUUGCUAGUAGUCAACAUUAAAACAUUAUUUUCUAUGAUGCUUCGCUGUGGUGCAAACUAUUGUGGGAAAUACAAUUUUCUGCAGAAUUCAGAGUGAUACGCGAUGAUCAUGCAAAUGUUAGUGAUGUUGGGAAAAGCCUCGCCUGUAAAGCACCUGACUGGAUGAUGGGUGGAAAGAAAAGAACAAGAAAGUCAGAUGAAGGCAAAAGGGAGGAUAGAAGUGAGCAGAUCUAGUUGUUUUUUGGUUUCUGCACAUCCAUUUGUGGCUGUGUAGUAUGUUUUGUUGUUUUUUUAAUUAUCAGGGUUGAGUGGGUUUUAGAAUAUUUUGUGCUACUUGUAUUUUGGGUUUUUCAGAUUUGUAGGCUUUAAAGCAGUGCUGAAUAAAUGAGUGGAAUAGCCGAAUAGGUUUUUUUAUUCUGUAUUGCAUUGAUUCUGUAGAUAGCAUGCUUGUAAUCCUUCAAAACAAAGGGAUUUCCACAUUGAAUUGAAAAUAUUUUAGGUUUGCGAAACAGCACAGGAAAUGAAAGCUUUGUGCGAGUGGGGAGUCUGUUAUAAAAUGAGACCUCAGUCUCAAUGGGAAGAUAAUUGGAGAAAGACAGCUUGGCAAAUGGAUUUUAUUUGUUCUGCCUCUCACUCUGUGAAAUCCUGAAUAGCUAGCAAAUCUGUUUCAUUUAGAGCUCUCAGGAUAAAUUAAGCUGACAUUGUAUAUAUGUUGUCUUCUUGUGUGUGUAUCUUUAUCUAAACGUUGGGAACAUUUAAUUGUUUUAACUUCAUUGAUGUAUAUCAGUAUAGAGCUACAACGAUUAAUCAAUUAGUUGAUCAACAGAAAAUUCAUCUGCAACAAUUUUUAUAAUUGAUUAAUAAUUUAAGUCAGUUUGCCAAGAAAUUUACUGGUUCCAGAUUCUGAAAUGUGAAUAUUUGCUUUCAGUUUUGGACUGACUAUUCUGACAUUUUUCUAUCUUUCAUAGAUUAAGCGAUAUAUCAGUGGAGAAAAUGAUCGAGAAAAUAAUCGGCAGAUUAAUUGUUAUUGCAAAUAAUCAUUUGUUGCCACCCUACAGCUGAAAAGCAGCUGUUCAAAUUCGCAUUAUUUAUUUUUUUACACGCAUGAGGCAAGACUUUGCUGUGUUGUUAAUAGUGUUUUAUUCAAUUGAGCACGCUGGGUUAAACUUUGACAGGUAGAAGUGACAAUAAAUGGAUGCGAGAGGAAAAGCAGCUGAGGUGUGAGAAGAUGGGUGGUGUAAAGGUGCAGGUGUAAAAUGCCCUCAGGCAAAGCUUUUAACACCCAGAAACGAGACUUUUCUCAACAUCACAUGUGGCAGGGAGCUAUAACAGCAAUAACACAUGGAAGAAAAAAAUAAUAAAGAGGAAUAGUUGAAGAA
Molecule: messenger RNA, 4178 nt
Organism: Siniperca chuatsi (mandarin fish)
Lineage: Eukaryota; Metazoa; Chordata; Actinopteri; Centrarchiformes; Sinipercidae
Product: carboxyl-terminal PDZ ligand of neuronal nitric oxide synthase protein
Exons: 11
Coding region: 439-2451 (670 amino acids)
Molecular function (GO): nitric-oxide synthase binding
Source: RefSeq, a predicted model, not a curated record